AUGAAGUCAUCACACCUCGCCUUCUCGUCGCUGUGUCGAGCUGCAAAUCCCGUCGCAACCCUCCGGUGUCCUGCACAACGACAUCUCCAGAAUCGAAUACCCAUUCGCUUCAAGUCAGCUAGUUCUUCGAAAGUCAAAUACGUUCCCGCGAAGCCAAUCCCAGUGGCGCCUCGACAGGCCCCUACACAACUCCCGUCUGCAUCCAAACCCGGUCAGCAUUGGCGGCCAACUCCUCGACAAGUCGUUACGCCGGAAAAGAUUUUGAUAUAUCAUGGCGGAACAGGGAAGAUUGUCUUCCUGGGGGUGUUGCGGACAGCAACGCUGUUCAUCUGCGGAGCCUCGACUAUGAUCAUAGCUCCGGCUUUUUUUGCGGACGAGUUUCCAGCAUAUCUGGCACCAUUAAUUGUCAUUGGCGGAGCGCUCCCUCUGAUUUUCGUUGCAUAUACGACUGCGCCGUUUGUCAACAAUAUCUACCUCCAUCUCCCACCCUUUGCCCGCAAAUCACGAGAGGUCGCUCUGCAAUACGCAAAGGAUCUUCCUUCAUCAGCCGUACUGUCAAUCAGGACCAUGAAGAUGACAACGAUUCCACGGGUCACAGAGGCCCGUAUCUCAGACCUUGUCCCUGACAAGGCCCUGGUACGACCCGUGUCAUUCCGAAAUAAGAACCCCGCGUCUGCGCCCUGGUGGCGAGGGGGUACAUUGAAGCAAUUUUAUGUGGCCAAGGAGAGCAAAACUACAAGGGGCACGUCCAAAUUCUUCCCGGAAAUGUGGCCCACCUCCGUCUUUCUCACCUUGUUUCUCUUGCUCUUCACCACCUCAUCACAGAUUGUCAAUUCUCAAUUGCUACUUCUCAUCAACAUCAUCUCCUCGCUCGUCGACUGUCACUCUCACAUCUAUCUAUCCAUUGCUCUCAUUCCCACUCACCUGUCCAAACUUCUACAACCCCUCGUCCUCUCCAAUCACCAAGAGAAAGACAAAACCGAAUCAUUCAAAAUGGUUGCUACCAAGGAAGACCAAAACAAAGCCAUCCCACUCUCCAAUGCGGAGAUCAAACUCAUCGCCCUCGGCGUCCGUUUCGCUGGAGAAGGCGGAAAGAUGGACUACGAAAAGAUCGCCCACUAUGGCGGAUACACCAAGGGCUCUGCGCAGGUCUUGUACCGCAAGGCUCAUCGUAAACUGCUCGAUGCUUUCCCAGUGUCUGAUGAGCCUUUGAACAUCAAUACCCCUGAUGCAACUCCACAGACUCCGAAAUCCAAGGGAGGUAAAGUCAGCUCUGCUGCUGCCAAAAAGCGCAAGGCUACAGCAGAGGAGAGUGCUGGUACCACUUCCACUCCUGGUGAACCUGACGGUUCUGUUGGGACUCCUGCAAAUGGAUCCGGUGUCGACGGUGAAGUUCGUACUCCGACCAAGGCUCAGGCAAAACGCCAGCGGAAGAGUCCAGUCAAGAAAACUGCGGUAUCCGAGUCUGUCAAAAAGGAAGAGCAGGAUUCCGACGACCAGAACGACCUCGUCAAGCGCGAGCCACAAGAGAACCCUUUUACUACUUCUGGGCUCUAG
Messenger RNA from Talaromyces rugulosus, 1557 nucleotides. RefSeq lists its product as uncharacterized. The record is from RefSeq and is a predicted model, not a curated record. Lineage: Eukaryota; Fungi; Ascomycota; Eurotiomycetes; Eurotiales; Trichocomaceae. The transcript has 7 exons. The coding region runs from base 1 to 1557 and encodes 518 amino acids.